Penicillium mononematosum is the source of this 897-nucleotide messenger RNA. RefSeq names its product PP1-complex regulatory subunit GLC8. Gene Ontology annotation, molecular function: protein phosphatase inhibitor activity. The transcript is spliced from 3 exons. The coding region runs from base 1 to 897 and encodes 298 amino acids. Gene Ontology annotation, biological process: regulation of signal transduction. The record is from RefSeq and is a predicted model, not a curated record. NCBI's taxonomy places the organism in Eukaryota, Fungi, Ascomycota, Eurotiomycetes, Eurotiales, Aspergillaceae.
AUGACUACCGUACCGCACAUGCCGGCCAAGGCGCACAGCUCCGAUGAUGUGCAUCAUCGGCCAAAAGGCAUCCUCAAGAACUCCAACUCAUUCCAAGGCACUACCGCUCCGAUGGCAUCCAUCUCCCCACCCUCCGUUCCCACCAUCCCCGAACCUGAGGAGACCAAAGAACUCACACUCCAAAACACCCUGCAGAAUGCAGGCCGGAGAUCCUCAUCCACCGCCCGCCGAGGCUCUAGCUCGCGCCGACAGUCGACAGUCAGCGCCCAUGACGAGAACGAGCCUCGUCUAAAGUGGGACGAAGCAAACCUGUACCUGGCCGAGCAGGAGAAAACAGCGAAGAUGAAGAUCGACGAACCCAAGACUCCAUACGCUCCCCACUACGACCCCAGCGAAGAUGAUGAGCAGAUGCGGCUCGAGGAGGCACAGCAAACCCUACUUGACGCGCAGGGCAUUGUCGUCGAUGAGCUGGACAAGCCGACUAAGCCCGCCCAACACCGGAAGGGUGUGUCCGAGGAUGAAAUCCCUGACCUGGAGCUCGGUGAACCAGAGGAACACAUGCAGGACGUUGCUAUGAACGACCCUCGUGUCUUCCGUGACCGUAGCAUGAGCAUGGACUCGCACAAGAGUGAGAAACAUGUUCAUGUCGGUGUGGAGGAUACAAAUGGUGCCGAUGCGCCUGAUCAUGAUCCGCUCUUGACGACUGAAGAGGCCCGCGCGAAGCAUGCUCAUUUCGAGCAGCAGCGUAAAAAGCACUAUGAGAUGAGGAAUAUCAAGGAGCUACUUGCCCAUCCCGAGGAUUUGGAUGAGGAAAUGGAAGACAAUGAUGAAUCGGAGUCUGGUGUCCCGUCCGCUAUGCCUCCGAUGCCUGAACGGUUCCGCAGCAACGGACUAUAG